AUGAACGCCCCAAUCCCACUUGGGCCAGUCGCGACUACCACCAUAGCCAUCGACCCAUACAAUCCUCUUCUGCAAAGAGACCUUGACGAUGGAAACACCCCUAUUUUCCACGUAGUCCUGUACGCCGGUUUCAAGGGUGCGCAUGGCAUUGGUCCACACUGGGUUGGAAUCCUUGAAAGAACUCGCCCGGACAGGAAAACGCUUGCGCUUACCAUCUCAGGACUUGAUCUCACCACUAUGCCCAAAGACGUGUUCAAGCUUCUGCUCCUCUAUUACUAG
This is a messenger RNA of Penicillium antarcticum, 279 nucleotides long. RefSeq lists its product as uncharacterized. The transcript has 2 exons. Bases 1 to 279 code for a protein of 92 amino acids. Lineage: Eukaryota; Fungi; Ascomycota; Eurotiomycetes; Eurotiales; Aspergillaceae. The record is from RefSeq and is a predicted model, not a curated record.